Molecule: messenger RNA, 1432 nt
Organism: Hibiscus syriacus
Lineage: Eukaryota; Viridiplantae; Streptophyta; Magnoliopsida; Malvales; Malvaceae
Product: TITAN-like protein
Exons: 6
Coding region: 70-1350 (426 amino acids)
Source: RefSeq, a predicted model, not a curated record
CCAAAACCGCGGCAACGCUUUAGAGUCGGGGCUUCAGGUUUUAGGACCAAUUGUUUUCUCCGUACAACAAUGGUGGAUCGUUCAGAGAAACCGAACCCUAACCCUAAAUCGACAUUCACGAACCAAAAUCACCGCGAAACAAAGAAAGAGGAGGGGAAGAAGGUGAAAAAGAAGAGUGAUUUCGAGUUCUGCAAGGUCUGUAAGCUGAAUCACAACCAAGGGGCACGUCAUAAGUAUUUCCCUAACCACAAAUCCGCUCUCUCCGCUUUCCUCUAUCGAUUCGAAAAUAAGAUAAACGACGUUCGUUUCUUCUUGAAAAACCCUACCGUUCUUCGACCCGAACACGCCGAUCGCAAUCGAUUUUGGUGCGUCUUCUGCGAUACUGACGUUGACGAGCACAAUAGCUCUUUCGCUUGUGAAAAUGCUAUUAAUCACAUGGCAGACGCUCAUCACCUGAAGAAUUUGAAGCAUUUUCUCUGGCUGUAUGGUGGAAAGAUGGAACAAUUGGACAAAUAUAGGAUACUGGAAACUGAUCUAACUAAAUGGGAAAAGAAGUGCGAGUCUUUGAAGGAUGAAGCAACGGCUGCUCCGAUUGAAGGGUCUUGUGGAGUUGUAUACGGAGCUUCAAAUGAUAUCCACAAUAAUGUGAACUUUAAAAAAACUAAUAAUUGUGGACAAAAUACUCUUAACAGUCUUAAACCAAGUUAUUCAAAUGCUGUUUUGCCUUUACUAUACAAUACAAAUGAGUAUCAGAUAUCUAAUUCAAGUUUCCCUGAAGUUGCAAACUUUGGGUCAAGUUUUAAUGAGACUAACUUUUCUUUGAACGCGGGUGGGCAUUCCAAUGCGAGUUUGUUGAUCUCGGAUGAUUUGACUGCUAAUAACAGUAGCCAACAAAAUCUUCUUUACAACAGUGGAACAUGCUCGGGGAAUGCUUACGUGAGCAAUGUUGGGGUCUGCCAAGUGUAUCAAAGGGCAGGUAUGGUGAAUGAAGAAAGGAGUUCCCAGGGUUCGCAGAUCUUAACUCAAGUCUCUUCCAUUUCAACAAUAGAUGCCGCAGGAAAUGUGCAUUCUGGAGCACCCCCGCCCUGGUUUGAGGCAACUGAUCAAACUUUGUUAAACAAUCAAGCAAAACCAGCUUUAAGUAGCUUUAUGUCAUCAAACAAGUCAUGGAAAUCCCGUAAGUUGAAUCCAAAGAGGGUUGGGGCUGCUUGGGCUGAGAAGCGAAAGAUGGAGCUGGAGAAAGAGAAGCGAGGGGAGAUUGUGGAGAGUGAUUGUGAUGCUAACUGGCUUCCUAAUUUCGGUAGGGUUUGGCAGUCAGGUAGCAGGAAGGAAUCUAGAAAAAGAAUUUGAGAUUGAAAAACAGAAGUUCGUCAAGGUUGAAAGCCACCCUGAGAUGCCACUUAAGAUACAGCCUUAUGUCAGUAAACGGAUG